Mugil cephalus (flathead mullet) is the source of this 4389-nucleotide messenger RNA. Its product is annotated as fibroblast growth factor 6-like. The record is from RefSeq and is a predicted model, not a curated record. Gene Ontology annotation, biological process: positive regulation of gene expression; positive regulation of protein phosphorylation; cell differentiation. Bases 461 to 1084 code for a protein of 207 amino acids. Gene Ontology annotation, cellular component: cytoplasm. Gene Ontology annotation, molecular function: fibroblast growth factor receptor binding; growth factor activity. NCBI's taxonomy places the organism in Eukaryota, Metazoa, Chordata, Actinopteri, Mugiliformes, Mugilidae. The transcript has 3 exons.
CCGUUUAUCCGGAGCUGGUGUGAAGGUGCAGCAGCCCCCAUCACUCCUAUCAGAACUGCUGCCGCCGGGGUCCUGUAACUCUCUCCUCCUCCCAUCUCCCACUUUUGAUGGGGGGGAGUGCAGCGGUGAAGUCACGGUGAUGUCAUUUUAGGAUGUGAGAAUCGCGGGGGCAAGGUGAGCUGGUUUUGCGGUGAGUGGUGUCCCCUCCACGGCCAGCGUUGCCUUCACAGAGGCGCGGAGCGGCGAAAGAUGAUCAUCGCCGCCGGCACCAAUUCAAGCUCCGACGCGCUCUGUCCUUCUCCUCCUGCUCAGAUCUCGGGCUAUGGGGCCUUGAUCUGCCUUGAUCCCAAAAUAAGCCUUCGCCAUCACCACCACCACCACCAUGCCAAAGGACAGAAAAUAAGAAGAACUGCGUUUUUAGGGCAGGUAACUUUAACCACGUGCCCAAAGGGUAAACUGGAUGGCCAUUGCGCAAAGGUGCCACUACAGUAUGUCCAGCUGGGCCAGGACGCACUGGACGUUGCCAGCAGUUCUUGUACUGUGGACUUCGCUCUGGGGAAUCGCUUCAUCUUAUCCGAUUCCAAGCAGGACUAAUGCGACUUUAAUGGAAAAGAAGUGGGAGACCCUCUUCUCCCGCUCCUAUCUGGGUAUAGCUGGGGGGAAAUCGGAGCUGAACUGGGAGAGUGACUAUUUGCAGGGCAUCAAAAGAGUGCGGCGGCUGUACUGCAACGUGGGCAUUGGGUUUCACCUGCAGGUGCUCCCGGACGGCAGGAUAAGCGGCGCACACAACGAGAACCAAUACAGUCUGAUAGAGAUCUCCGCCGUGGACCGAGGGGUGAUCAGCCUGUUCGGAGUCAGGAGCGAGCUGUUUGUCGCAAUGAACAGCAGAGGAAGGUUAUACGGAACGAGAGUCUUCAGGGACGAGUGCAAGUUCAACGAGAUGUUGCUGCCCAACAACUACAACGCCUAUGAGUCUUUUGUUUACAAGGGCUUCUACAUCGCCCUCAGCAAGCAUGGCCGCGUAAAGAGAGGCAACAAGGCCACCACCGCCAUGACCGUCACACAUUUCCUCCCGCGGCUAUGAGAAAAAAAAAAAAACUGGCAAUAACUCACUAAUUUGCACAUGUGGAUGUUCUUCCAGGUAAUAUAGAAAAUGCAUAGUCAUGAUAUACACACCCAUGGACUGCGAAGGUCAAAACAAAUAUUUAUUCUGUUAUAUAUAUAUGUAUAUUUGGAUAGCUAUCUUUGUAUAUGUAUGCCAUACUGUGCUGCUUAUUGUUUUUAUGGACGGGGAGAGCCUUCGCCUGUCUCACUUUACCUUGGUGCUUGCUGUAACUGAACUAUGUGUCACUUCCUUUUUCGAGAUGGAGGAUGAGCUAUAUUCUGUGCUUUUAAAGAGUGAAAUGAAUACUUUUUAUUACCUCAAAGAACCACUUUACUAGAUGAAGGGAUGCAUGGACUUCUGCUGAAAUAUCUGCUUACGGUUACCGUUUCUUUUGAACCUCCGAGCGCUUCGCGGCUCGCUGCUUGAUUAUCGAUGUCCGGCAGUAGGGGAAAACUUAAAUGCACUACCUUUGCUGCACGAUUUAAAGGUGCCUUGGUGUUCCCACUCGCGGCCCCCUUAAACAUGCAUGUAAGAGACACCCGCUGGAGUCAGAAAUAGGGCUGACACUCCGGAGAGGGCCUCAGAAGAGGGGGGGGGGGGGGUGGAGGUUGACUAUCUCUGGUUUAUUUUCUUUUCUGUAAUUAGAUCGAUUAAGUAAUAAACAAUCUGUGGUUGAGACCGGAGAGCGGUCGGCCAUGGAUGCUGGCGCGGGGACGCAAGUCUGACCGUGUGGCGUCGCCAGCAAAUAAACAGGGUGGAAAACAUAUCUAUCGCAGCAUGGAGAAAACCUUUUAGUUCGGACCUGGCUUGCACAAGAAGCGACUGAGCAGAUGUAGCGCGCAGUAGAAACGUUCCCGCGCACUUGUCUUGGGCAGAGCUCCCGCAGAGAAAAGCGGGUCGCCGUCGUAGAAUCGCAAAAAGCUUCGUUGGCUGUUGAAAACGAACGUCCACUGGGUAAACGAUGUAAAUAGUUGCAAAUGUAAAAGAGGAAUUCGGGAUCUUUUUGGGCGCUGAGUGAAAAGAGUUCAGGCUGCACGGUGAGCCAUCAACGAUGGUGCUUAGGUGUUUGUUUUUUUGUUUUUUUUGUGUGUAAGAGCCGUCCCCUGUAUCUUCGUCCCUUCACUUUGUCUGCGUCUCGGUUCGUCUGGUGGAGGACGUGGCGUGCCAUGGGCCGCCGUCCCCCCUCCACUUGCCCUGUAUGUUCUGCAGCAGCACUGCAGUGCCGGCGAGGAGUUUGGAACAAAAGGUUUUAAAUGCAAUUACGGAUGAGUCGAUCACGUGCCUCAAAGGACUAAAGGACGGAGCAGAUAGUCUGGAUGCACGCUGUAAGAUUCCUAAGCUCAGUGUCUACAUUUGCGUCGAUUUUAAGCUUCAUUUUAUACAUCUGGAGGUCAGGGAGUUGACAAAUCACAAGUAUGCACAGUGGCAGAAGCGGGAUGCGCCGUGCUUCGCGGACUCGCCGAGAGUAUGCACAAAUAUCUUGUUACAUAUUCCAAAGAUGUUUUUCUUGCCUCAUUCGGAGGAUUCCUGAGAGUCUUAUAGAGUGCAUCAACCCGUGUAGCUUCUGCAGCUGUCCACUCAAAAAAAAAAAAAAAAAACCUGCAGCCCACUUCGCCAUCGGCCCUCCAUCCGUUCUCGUGUGAGAGGAAGCAGGACUAUUUAAAUCCAGGAAAGACGUAUAGCGGCGGAGCUGGCCCCGCUGUCUUUGUUGUUCGUCGAACCCCCUGCAGGAAUGUGGAUCUGCCAGGAUGACAGGCAGCUUCCCACAUACCUGAGCUGUGUCACUCCCCCCCCUUCCCCUCGCUGCCCACCUCUGCCUGUCCCUUACGCCCCCCCCCCUCCCCACCCCUCACCCCACAACUCACCCGCAGUAGGCAGGGACCUUGGGAUUCCAGCUGUAACCCAGGAGCUUCCUCCUCUCCUUUCAGCCUUUUUUAGUUCAAGGUCAGAGUCGCAGACCAGCCUUGGCCCCUACCCCAGUGGCCGGGGCGGUUUGAUAUAUGGUCCAGGCUGUUUCCAUGAAAUAGGAAUUUAAAGCAUCUUUCUGACACAGGAAAUAUUACUAAAUAAUCGUCUGAACCAGCUCCGCAGUUGCUGACCAGAAACAAAACCAAAGCACUUAUAGUUCCUCACGAGUUUGAAGUCGUUUUUAAACAUCCUCCCUUCCUUCUAUGAAUUCAGAGCCCCAUCUCUUUAAGACACGGCUCCACUACACGCUGUCCCCUUUCCAAGUACUCGUGUUGGGAUAUUUCUGGGGAGGAGACAUCUGCAGAGUUAAUGCAGUGUGUGUGUGUGUGUGUGUGUGAGGAGCAGAGUCACGCAGAGCCUCACCUCCCCUGCUGCACUCCGGUCCUGCAGGACGGCCCCUCCAGUCGUCCUGCAGGACGUGACCUCUGCUGCUGCUGCUGCUGCCGCUGCUGCUGCCAGACUCUGGCCUGACCCCGGACCCCGAUCCCUCACGCUGACAAAGCGUCACCUGCUGCCCCGAACCGUCUGCGACCCCGCGUACUCGGUUCAUGACAGUAUUCUCCUCAGAAAAUCGCCGUGGACGAGGCAGCGUGUGUCGGGCGUUUCUCAUUUUUGGCUGAAAGGGCGAAUAAAAGCUGAGGAAGGUGUGGAAGUGAACGUCGCGUGCGCAGGCAAUGAGCUUUCAGCGAGCUUUCUCUUACACGCCUCUCACUGAAGAUGUCUGACGUUUAUAGCAGCACCUUAUAACAGAUUAUUUAUGGUAGAGAGGUUUGUUUUCCCACAUUUUUCUGUCAUUAAGUACGAGCUGGAUGUCUAAAAAAGAGAAACUAAAUGCUCACCUUUCAGCUUUGACCAAAAAAUUGUUCAGAUUGUCUCUUUUUUUUUCUUUCCACGGCUUAUUUUAGGUCAAAUAUAAUUAAGUAAAGGUGAGGAAUAUCUUUUUUUUUUUUUUUACCCUGUUUAAUGUACUAUUAGCAUGCCUGGGCCCUGGGCUUGGUUAGGUGUGUGUGCUUCUUUUUUUUUUGUUUGUUUGUUUGUUUUUGUUUUUAGUUUGAACUCCUGCUCUAACGGGCGUGAGCCUCCACUCUAUUCCUCUCCUCUGUUCUCAUAUACCUCACCUUCUGCCUUAGUUUUUGGUUUGCUGAAGACUGUAAAUUAAAAAAGAAACAAACUUCAUUUAUUUGUUUCUGAAAACAGACAAUGCUAAGUAAGGAUAUUAAAAGUUUCUUCCUUUUAUUUUUGUACGUAUGUGCUGUGCACAGCAGUCUACUGUAUUCCUGAGAUACCAAUAAAAGUUUGUUUUGUUUUUUUUUUAA